AUGAAUCGUGACAUCCUGAAGAUCGGAGGUGCUCCGAUCUUCGACGAUCGCAUCGUUAAAAUAGAGACUCACACGUACAAUCCGUACGCUAACACUACAUUCGGAUACAGCGAUGAAAUACGAAUACCGAUUCAACAUCAGGAUCUCUACACGUUACCGUGCGAAAGUGUACUCUACAUCGAGGGAAAAUUCGUCAAAAAACAGAAGGAAGGAAGUACCAACCAAACACCGAAACUGACGAAUAACUGCGUCGCAUUCAUGUUCGACGAGAUUCGUUACGAAUUAGACGGAGUUGAAAUUGACAGAAACAGAAACGUCGGUAUUACAAGCACUAUUAAAAAUUACAUUUCGUUGACAGCUGAAAGAAAUAAAACGUUAGAGAAUGCAGGAUGGAAAAUUGCACUUUCUCUAGACUUAUUGCUCGAUCGAUCAAUAACAACAUCUGAAGAGUUCAACUUCUGUGUACCGCUCAACACACUUCUUGGAUUUUGUGAGGACUACAAACGUAUAGUGAUAAACGCCCGACAUGAACUCGUUCUGAUACGUGCGCGUAACGACAACAAUUGCGUUAUCGCUAGCGACACCGAGGAAUUUACACUCACAUUAUCAAAAGUGCAAUGGAAGAUGCCGCACGUGAUACUGAACGACGUAAACAAAUUAUCACUCUUGCGAACGUUGGAAAACGGACGAUAUCUCAGCAUGGGAUUUCGAUCUUGGGAUUUGUACGAGUUUCCUCUACUUCAGAGCACGACGAAGCAUUCGUGGGCUGUGAAGACAACGUCGCAUUUGGAAAAACCACGAUACGUGAUCCUUUCGCUUCAAACUGGAAAGCGAAACGUACUCUCUCAGGAUAGUACUCAUUUCGACGCGUGCGCGCUCGCCAACGUGAAACUCUUUUUGAACUCCGAUUUUUUUCCAUACGAUGAUAUGAAUGUGGAUUUCGAACGUAAUAAAGUCGCAAUACUGUACGACAUGUAUGCAAAAUUUGCGAACUCGUACUACGGCUACGAAAGAAACGAAGCUUUGUUAUCACUCGCGCAAUUUAUUUCGUCCGCGCCACUCGUGGUGAUCGAUUGCUCUCGUCAAAACGAAUCUGUAAAGAGCGCAACCGUGGACAUUCGUAUCGAAUUCGAAUGUAGAAAAAACAUUCCAUCGGACACCACGGCCUAUUGUCUAAUUAUUCAUGACAGAUUAAUAGAGUACAAUCCAUUGACAAAUGUCGUUCGUAAAAUUAUCUAA
Messenger RNA from Cyphomyrmex costatus, 1239 nucleotides. RefSeq lists its product as uncharacterized. The record is from RefSeq and is a predicted model, not a curated record. The coding region runs from base 1 to 1239 and encodes 412 amino acids. NCBI's taxonomy places the organism in Eukaryota, Metazoa, Arthropoda, Insecta, Hymenoptera, Formicidae. The transcript has a single exon.